GGCCACAAUUCAGUUUAAGACAAUCCACGUUCAAAGUUGGUUGACUCUUGUGCCUUCUACAAUAAGUGAAACCUUAAAAGUUCCUAAAAGAGAAAUAGAUCUCUGUUCUAGUGUUUUUGAAUUUGAAUUAUUUUAUCAAAAAAAUAGAUAAAACUAGGACACGUUAAAACAUUCUUUAUAUUGUGAAUUUUGUAAGAAUUUGCGUUUUUUUUUGGCAAAUAGAGAUUUAUAAGAUUUUUAUAAAUUAUAAUUUAUUCUUGAAAAGUGAUUUUUAUUUACGAGAUAAAUAGAAUGGCCAGUGUUUUGAGCAACGUUAAGAUGUGUGGAGAUACUGCGGAAAUGCGAGAACUGGCCACCAGGAUCUGCAAGGACUACCUGAACGGAGCUUGGAAAGCGGUCAACGCCAGCAACAUAGGCUUCAAACAUAUAAGUGGCGGCCUAUCCAACCUCCUCUACCACAUAUCCCUACCCGAGUCCCUACAGGAAAAGAUCCAGGACGAGCCCAAGGAGGUGCUGCUCCGUGUGUACGGCCAGACGCAUGGUGAGGGAGCCAUCGAGGCCAUAAUCACCGAGUCCGUAAUCUUCACCCUGCUAUCCGAGAGGGGUCUUGGUCCAAAGCUACACGGCAUCUUCCCCGGCGGCAGGAUAGAGCAGUACAUCAACGCCAGGCCGCUCAAGAACAAAGAACUGGCUAUCGAGAAGCUGUCCAGCAUGAUAGCGCAGAAGAUGGCCAGAAUACAUUCCAUGGAGGUGCCCCUAGACAAAGAGCCGAGUUGGCUGUGGAACACCAUGGAGAGGUGGUUGGGCUCUUGCAUGACCCCAGCCAAGGAAGAAAAGUUCGCAGCCAGGCUACCCAACAUCGACCUGAGGACGGAACUGGAUUGGCUGAGAGACAGGAUCGAGAGGGAGGGUACCGAAGUUGUCUUCUGUCAUAACGACAUGCAAGAGGGAAACAUAUUGAUGCAGCAGGGUGAAGAUUGCGAUCCUGACGAUCCGAAACUUGUACUAAUAGACUUCGAAUAUUGCUCGUACAAUUACAGAGCCUUUGACUUGGCCAAUCACUUCGUGGAAUGGAUCUACGAUUACACGCACAAAGAAUAUCCCUUCUUCAGUAUCGACGAGGAUAAUUAUCCUUCAGAAAAGCAGAGACUCAGGUUCAUCGAGGAAUAUCUGGCGGAGAGAAAUCUAGAUGAAAACCCCAAGAAACUGCUCAGGGAAGUCGAGAUCUUCACUUUGGCGUCUCAUUUAUUAUGGACCCUAUGGGCCUUCGUCAACGAUGAAACUUCACAAAUACCUUUUGGAUACUGGGAAUACGGCACUGCGCGUCUCAGUUCUUACAUCAAACUGAAGAACCAACUGACCACCAGACCGACCACAAAAAGGAAAUUGGUGGUCUUGGAAAAGGCCCUCCAGCCAAAACAGCAAGUCACAAAAGGCCCAUAGGAAGACCACCUCGGCGUUAAUACAGAAACGUUUGAGUUUCUUGACGAAAAUUUUUUAUAUCCUGACUGACCUGUUUGUGAAAAAAAAAAUGAGCCUGUGAUAUUGAUAGUCACAGCGCAGCUAUUGCAGCAUCUUUCGUUAGAAAACACCACUCAGCUGAUAACCAGUUAUCGAAAGUAUUAUUUUUUCCUAUAGGAAAUUCUAUGUAUGGCAUAUAUUCCAUUUUCUUCAAGGAAGAGAGUAUUUAGUGAGAAGACUGAGAGAGAAGAGAAUUUCUUAUCGUCUGAUGGGGGCAUCUGUACAGUUGAAACUGAUCAGAUUGUUUAUGUUUAGUUUGUAUAGAGAUUUAGUGAAUGUUUUUUAUAUAAGAUUGUUUAAAUAUAUUUUUUGGCGAAUCCAUAA
Messenger RNA from Coccinella septempunctata (seven-spotted ladybird), 1845 nucleotides. RefSeq names its product choline/ethanolamine kinase. Bases 292 to 1443 code for a protein of 383 amino acids. Gene Ontology annotation, cellular component: cytoplasm. Gene Ontology annotation, molecular function: choline kinase activity; ethanolamine kinase activity. The record is from RefSeq and is a predicted model, not a curated record. The transcript is spliced from 6 exons. Lineage: Eukaryota; Metazoa; Arthropoda; Insecta; Coleoptera; Coccinellidae. Gene Ontology annotation, biological process: phosphatidylethanolamine biosynthetic process; CDP-choline pathway.